CGUUCAAACCGGAAACCAUAGCAAAACGCUGCGCACCGGUUUGAGCUUGAACUUGCCCCAGGUAACCUCGAUCACGUGACCAGGACCGGGCCGUUCGUGACGUCACGUUCGCUCUGCCUCGUUCUGGUCAGCUGAUGCUCGCGAGUCAGAGGCUUCGGAGACCCGCAGCACUCCAUUUCAGCGGUUUAAACUCAAUAUUCUCCCCUUAGUGCAUUGGGUAGACAGCUGUGCAUUAUGGGGGAGCUGUUCCGCAGUGAAGAGAUGACCCUGGCCCAGCUUUUCCUCCAGUCUGAGUCCGCCUACUGCUGUGUCAGUGAGCUGGGGGAGAUUGGCAUGGUGCAGUUCAGAGAUUUGAACCCCGAUGUGAACGUUUUCCAGAGGAAGUUUGUGAAUGAAGUCCGUCGGUGCGAGGAGAUGGACCGCAAACUAAGAUUUGUUGAGAAGGAAAUCAAAAAGGCUAACAUACGUGUUGUAGACACAGGGGAGAAUCCAGAGGUCCCUCUUCCACGAGACAUGAUUGAUUUGGAGGCCACCUUUGAAAAGCUGGAGAAUGAGCUGAAAGAGAUCAACACCAACCAGGAAGCCCUGAAGAAGAACUUCCUGGAGCUGACUGAACUUAAGCACAUCCUCAGACGAACACAGCAGUUCUUUGAUGAGAUGGAAGAUCCUUCACUUUUGGAAGAUUCAUCAACUCUACUGGAUCCGAAUGAGGUCAGACGUAGCACUCCUCUCAGGCUUGGGUUUGUUGCAGGGGUGAUAGGCAGAGAAAGGAUGUCCACCUUCGAGAGGAUGCUGUGGAGAGUUUGUCGUGGAAAUGUCUUCCUGCGUCAGGCAGACAUCGAGGAACCACUUGAGGACCCUGCCACAGGAGACCAUGUACACAAGUCAGUGUUCAUCAUUUUCUUCCAGGGAGACCAGCUGAAAAACAGAGUCAAGAAGAUUUGUGAAGGGUUUCGGGCAUCUCUGUACCCCUGUCCUGAGACCUCUCAAGAGAGGAAGGAAAUGGCAGCUGGUGUCAACACUCGAAUUGAUGAUCUCCAGAUGGUGCUGAAUCAGACGGAGGAUCACAGGCAGCGUGUUUUGCAGGCGGCUGCCAAGACUGUCCGAGUAUGGUUCAUCAAGGUCCGGAAAAUGAAAGCCAUUUAUCACACUCUGAACCUCUGCAACAUCGAUGUCACUCAGAAGUGUCUGAUAGCUGAGAUCUGGUGCCCCAUGUCGGAUCUAGACUCCAUUCAGUUUGCCCUGCGUCGGGGCACGGAGAAAAGUGGAUCCACUGUUCCCUCUAUCCUGAACAGAAUGCAGACCCAACAGACCCCACCCACCUACAACAAAACCAAUAAGUUUACCUCUGGCUUUCAGAGCAUCGUUGAUGCCUACGGCAUCAGCAACUACCGGGAAAUCAACCCAGCUCCAUACACCAUCAUCACCUUCCCCUUCCUGUUUGCGGUCAUGUUUGGCGAUCUGGGUCACGGUGUACUCAUGACCUGCGCUGCACUUUAUUUGGUGCUGCGAGAGAGCCGAUUAAUUGCCCAGAAAUACGACAAUGAGAUGUUUAACAUGGUUUUUGCGGGCCGUUACAUUAUUCUCCUGAUGGGAAUAUUUUCAGUGUACACUGGGAUUAUUUACAACGACUGUUUCUCCAAAUCUUUUAAUGUCUUUGGCUCGGGCUGGAGCGUCAGACCCAUGUUUGGAGUUGGAGGCAACUGGACGUCUAAGACACUGGAGGAUAACCGCGUAUUACAGCUGGACCCUGCUGUGCCAAAAGUAUUUAAUGGACCCUAUCCAAUUGGCAUUGACCCAAUCUGGAACAUUGCCACCAAUAAGCUGACGUUUCUGAACUCCUUCAAGAUGAAGAUGUCGAUAAUUCUGGGAGUCAUCCACAUGACGUUUGGAGUUACUCUCAGUCUUUUCAAUCACCUGUACUUCAACAAACCUCUGAAUAUCUUCCUGGGUUUUAUUCCUGAGAUCAUCUUCAUGGUCAGUCUUUUUGGCUACCUGGUGCUGCUCAUUUUUUACAAGUGGUUGGCAUAUGAUGCUGAGAACUCAAAAGAAGCCCCCAGCCUUCUAAUAACCUUCAUCAACAUGUGCCUCUUCAGCUACAAUGAUCCCACCAACAAACCAUUUUACACGGGACAGAUUGUAAUUCAGUGUCUGCUAGUUAUUAUAGCUAUCGCCUGUGUACCCUGCAUGCUUAUAGUAAAGACCCUGAUAAUGCGCAGGCAAUACCUCUGGAGAAGACAUCUGGCAACGCAAAACUUUGGGGGAAUCCGUGUGGGUAACGGCCCCACAGAGGAUGAAGCUGAGAUCAUCCAACAUGACCAGCUUUCCCAAAACGUAGAAGAAGAAUCGCCUGAGCUGUCAGAGGAGGAAGUGUUUAAUUUUGCAGAUGUUGCAGUGCAUCAAGCCAUUCACACUAUAGAAUACUGCUUAGGCUGUAUCUCAAAUACCGCCUCUUAUCUUCGGCUUUGGGCGCUGAGUCUGGCCCAUGCGCAGCUCUCCGAGGUCUUGUGGUCAAUGGUGAUGCACAUGGGUCUCGCUUCUAGGAAUUUUGGUGGAUUCUUUGCUCUGUCAAUCAUCUUUGCCUUCUUUGCUACACUGACAGUGUUUAUUCUGUUGAUCAUGGAAGGGCUGUCUGCCUUCCUUCAUGCUCUCAGAUUGCAUUGGGUGGAGUUCCAGAAUAAAUUCUACACUGGACAGGGCUUCAAGUUCAUGCCUUUUACAUUUGACAGCAUUCUGGAGGGCAAGUUUGAAGACUAAACCACACCCUCAUUCUCUCCCUCUAAACUACAUGAAACCAUCAGAUUGCUUGUGAGAUUUCAUGAUUUGUGUGAACACUGUGACUUUGUAAGGCUCUAAAUUUCUCUGGUGUUCUACAUCAGGAGAGAACUGGAAUAAUUUACAAGUAGGUAAACUAGAUGUAAUUAGUUGAAGCUGAAAAUAAUCUGAGCUAGAUCUGCAUAACAUAAUCACAAUGAUUCUAUAACUCUUCAAUUCUUGCAUCAAUAUGUAUCGGUAUGUAAUAAUACAAGCUCAACUGGUUUUGCCAUACAUACAGCACGCAGGAGUACGAACAGCAUGUUUUUUUUUUUUUGCCUCAUAAAAGCCUCAUAAAUUUGUAUAUACUCUUCAAUCAAGGCAAAAUAUCAUAACAGUUUCCCUCCCAUUAUAGCAUAGGUGGAGAUUUUGUCUAUUUCUGAUAUUUUUCCAGUCUCUUAAAUUAUUAGUUUGUUUUUUAUGUAUCUUUUAUCCUUUAUGUUGACACAUUUAUAUAAUGGAUCUCAUGCAAAGGGACCUCAUUUCAAAUACAGCAAAGAAAGCUUCACUUUAUGGCAUUUCACCAGCUUCUGCUGCGAGGAUGAUAUCCUCAUCAAGCAUAUUUCAAUAACAGAUGCAGAUAAUCUCCCAGAUUUAUUGCAGAUCUUUGCAUUACUUCAAAAAACGUUUUCUGGAUCGCUUUGAACUGUGUUGCCGGUGUUUUUAUAUAUUUUUAUUUUUUUGCUAUUAACAUUUACAUCUAAAUUACGUCAAUCUCAUGAAUCUGCUGCAGUGCCCAGUUCUGUUUUUUUUAUUAUUAUUAUUAUUAUUAUUGCGGUUUAGAAAUGAGUUUACAACAUUCACAUGAAUUGGCUCCUGAAGAAAAUGUGUUGGUUUGAUAGAUGUCAGAGGGAGUUUUGGAGAAAUGAACUGAGAAGCUGAGAGAUUAUGUUUGCCAAUAAAUGGGAAGGAGUGGACCAGAA
Messenger RNA from Cyprinus carpio (common carp), 3737 nucleotides. RefSeq names its product V-type proton ATPase 116 kDa subunit a1-like. The coding region runs from base 235 to 2757 and encodes 840 amino acids. The transcript has 22 exons. The record is from RefSeq and is a predicted model, not a curated record. Gene Ontology annotation, biological process: vacuolar acidification; proton transmembrane transport. Gene Ontology annotation, molecular function: ATPase binding; proton-transporting ATPase activity, rotational mechanism. NCBI's taxonomy places the organism in Eukaryota, Metazoa, Chordata, Actinopteri, Cypriniformes, Cyprinidae. Gene Ontology annotation, cellular component: vacuolar proton-transporting V-type ATPase, V0 domain; plasma membrane; vacuolar proton-transporting V-type ATPase complex.